Raphanus sativus (radish) is the source of this 429-nucleotide messenger RNA. RefSeq lists its product as uncharacterized. The transcript has a single exon. The record is from RefSeq and is a predicted model, not a curated record. Bases 1 to 429 code for a protein of 142 amino acids. Lineage: Eukaryota; Viridiplantae; Streptophyta; Magnoliopsida; Brassicales; Brassicaceae.
AUGCAUCUAAGAGGUAGCGGGCUUUUGGAAACCAUCGAUAAUACUAAAACGGUGUCGGAUGAGAAAAAGGCUAAAGCCAUGAUAUUUUUACGACACCACAUACAUGAUGGUUUAAAAGAUGAAUAUAUUACGAAAGAGGAUCCUGGGGACCUCUGGAAAUCUCUUAAAGAGAGGUUUGAUCACCAGAAGUAUGUGAUCUUACCAAAAGCCAAACACGAGUGGAUCCAUCUCCGGUUCCAGGACUACAAAAGUGUAAGUGAGUUUAAUUCCGCUAUGUUCGGAAUUACUUCAAGGAUGAUGUUAUGUGGAGAGAAAAUAAGUGAUUAUGAUAUGAUCGAGAAAACUCUCUCCACGUUCUAUCCUGAAAAUGUAGUCCUGCAGCAACAGUACCGGGUGAAUGGAUUUAAGCGUUACUCGGAGUUGAUGUAA